AUGAAGUUUCUCGUGAAUGAAGGCGUAAAGUCAUCAGAAAUUCACAGAAGACUUCAGGCUCAGUAUGGCCACGAUGCACUUAGCCGUAGCAAAGCGUUUGAGUGGUGCAAACGUUUGCGAGACGGCCGUUUAUCAGUGCAGGACGAUCCCGGCCGGGGCGGCUCAGAGCCCAAUGUCAGAGUUCCUGAGAACAUCCAACUUGUGGAGCGCCAGAUCCUCAAGGACCGACGGAUAACGUGUCUCGAACUGGGUCGAAAGAAGGACCUUUCUGUGGGAACGUUGAACACUAUCAUUCAUGAACACCUCCAGUUUCGGAAAGUUAGUGCCCGUUGGGUCGCGAGGCAGCUGUCCGUCUUUGACCGGCAGAGAAGACUGGAAAUCUCCCAAGAGCUAAGGUACCGUUUCGACACUGAAGGACAGCCGUUCCUUGAUCGGAUCAUCACGUGCGAUGAAACGUGGGUGCACCAUUUCACUCAUCCAGUGGAAGCAUUCGGGCUCGCCAGCUCCCAAGAAGUUCAGAAACACCGCGUCUGCGGGUUAGGUCAUGGCCACGGUUUUCUGGGACAAAGCUGGCGUUGUUCGUGUUGA
Ornithodoros turicata is the source of this 588-nucleotide messenger RNA. Its product is annotated as protein GVQW3-like. The record is from RefSeq and is a predicted model, not a curated record. The transcript has a single exon. NCBI's taxonomy places the organism in Eukaryota, Metazoa, Arthropoda, Arachnida, Ixodida, Argasidae. Bases 1 to 588 code for a protein of 195 amino acids. Gene Ontology annotation, molecular function: nucleic acid binding.